GUGUGCUCCUCCUCAAUCCAAUUCCAGAGGCUCUAGCGCGCUUUUCAAACUAUUAUUCGGCCCGUUUUGGACUCUUGGUUGUUGUUGGAGCACCACCCUCUUGCCUUCUCGUCUCUGCAGUCGAUCAUCCAUCCUCUCCAUUCCCGGGAUCGCGGUAGCAUUUCGGCCGGCAUUUGCUUCUCCACCCGUCGUUCAAUUUUGCUCCGAAGAAAAUUUGGGCGCGGGCUCGGUUCUUUCCACAAUCGCACCUCAACCAGCGAGUAGAUCUACGGUUUGCACCAACGACCCCUCCUCCUACUCCUUCGUCCUCUCCACCACCACCAGCACCAACACCACCACCUUCAUCAUAGCCAGUACUGUAAUCGUUCAAGGAUCGAGUUAGUAAGACCUUCCUCUCUUCUACCCUCAGUCGCUUUCUGGAGACGAGUGAUAGCAUCAAACCCCACGUGUGGAUCCACAACCCUUUGACCGAUUUGCAUCCUUGUGAAGCUGAGCAAGUGCAUCCUACCGGUUUACCUGUCCCGUUUAAGCCCACCUCCUCCGUGUUCAGUGACUGUUACUUUCCUUGAAAGGAAGAAAAACACUCAAAAUGCCUGGAGAAACCGCCGUUGAAACCCCUCAGCAACCUCAGUCCGAGGUUGUGGAGAAGAAAGAUAUUGUCGAAGCCGAAGCCAAAGAGGCCGAAGCUUCCGAAAAGAAGGACGAGGAAAAGAAAGAAAAGGAAACUGCCGACAAAGCCAAGGCCGAUAAGGCCAAGAAGGUCAAACCCCCUCCUCCCCCACCUGUGCACAAGAAGGAUUUCGAGAAAGAUGUCGUCUAUGUCUACCAGUUCAACCGUUCCCCUACCGUCCCCAGCGUGAGCCCCUACUGCCUGAAGCUCGAGUCCUGGCUCAAACUUCAACAGAUCAAAUACGAGAAUGUGAACCACAAUGGCAAAUUGCGAUCCAAGCGUGGUCUUUUGCCCUUUGUCGAGUACAACGGAGAGGAGAUUGCCGAUUCCGAGUUCAUCAUCAAGACCUUGAGCGAAAAAUUGGACAAGAACAUGGACGAAGGCAUGGGCAAGGAUCAGCUCGGAGUCCAACACGCCAUGGUGGCCAUGGUCGACAAUCAUCUCAAUUGGUGUUUGAUGCAAUGGUUCAACCGAGAUAUGAACGAUACCAUCAAAGGAUUCCAGAUCAACUUGCAACAAAUGACUGGUUCCAAGCUGCCCAAUGGUCUUCUCAACUUCAUGAUGAAGCACACCUAUUUCAGAAAGAACAUGAAGCGCUUGAAGGCCGCUGGCUUCGCUUGCUACACCAACGAUGAAGUUGACGAGAUGGGCAAGGCUGAUCUGAAAGUGCUCUCGGAAUUGCUUGGAGAGAAGGAAUUCUUCUUUGGAGACGAGCCCAGAAGCUUGGACUUGAAGGCUUUCGUUUGGUUAGCCAUGAUGUUGAACGUGGAUGACUCCGUGAAAUGUCCUCUCCGCGACUUCAUCAAGGAAGAAUGUCCCAAUCUUGUGGGUGUUUACACCAGGAUGAAGGACCGUGCUUGGGGAGAUCAUUGGGAGGAGGCCACUGGCGAGAAGUUGGAUAUGAACCCUCAUAUCCCUAAACCCGAGCCCCCAAAAGAGGAAGAAAAGAAGGAAGACGAAAAGGAAAAAGACGAAGAGAAGAAAGAGGAGGAGGCUAAGGAAAACAAGGACGAGGAAAAGGAGAAGGACAACAAAGAAGACAAGUAAAAAGAUAGCCAGCCAAUCGGUGAUCCAUUUCCUACACACGGCCAUCCUUGAAGCAUAAAAGACAAAACGGGCCCAUACUCCAGAGAUGGGAAGCCAGUCUAAGCAGCAAAUCAAUCCUUCGUCUCACGAUCUUCAAAUACUAAAACAACUCUUAGAAUUAUCAAAACCAAAAAAUGUCCAACCCCCCCUCCCCUCCCCUUUUUCACUCGAUCCACUCAUUUCCCUUUCGUCACACCAUCUCUUCAUUUCAUCGGUGUUAGAAGGAACGCCCGUGUUCCUUUGAAGAAACAGUAACUGGAAAUAUUUAUUAUUUUCGUGGAAUAUUUUUUCCUCACGCUCUCUGCUAUUGAUUUAUUUCGUACAUAUUAUUUCAUCUACCACCUUAUUCUCACCACCUCCCGCCUAUUGUCCCCCAACCACAACUUAGGCCUCUCGUGAAGAUGAAAGCCACAGCAAGUACCAUUUCAACUUCAAUAAGUAUUGACACGAAUACUCUCAAAAUCAUUUUUCCCUCUCCUGAGGAAUUUUUGUUCCCUUUUGCUUCGAUGUCUUCUAAUUGUGUGCCUGAGGACGACAAAGUUCUUCAUCAGAUUUCAUGUUACUACAUAUAACUCUUAUUACUGUACCUCAUUUGUGGAAUAUUAUUCGGAAUGAAUGAUAGAAUAAAUAGCGAGUAAGUGACUUCCAAAUGUA
Molecule: messenger RNA, 2410 nt
Organism: Tigriopus californicus
Lineage: Eukaryota; Metazoa; Arthropoda; Copepoda; Harpacticoida; Harpacticidae
Product: failed axon connections-like
Exons: 6
Coding region: 590-1717 (375 amino acids)
Cellular component (GO): cytoplasm
Source: RefSeq, a predicted model, not a curated record